GCACCCCGCUCCGUGCUGGGCAGCUGGGGACAAGACAAGACACAUCCGCAAAGCGGGGCUCGCUGCUUACAGGAAACAUCCCCCCUCCCUCCCCUCCAUCACCCAGCCUCCGGCCGGCUGGUGGGCGGCCUGCCAGGGGGGGCCGAAAAUGAAAGCAAAGUGUCCGGAGAUAAAUAGGAGCAGCCGAGGAGCGGGACAGCAGCGUGCACCCUGCUCCCAAACCCCCUGCAGCUCGCCAUGGCUCUGCGCAUCCUCCUGCCGCUGCUCCUGCUGGCCGCUGCCCUCCUGCUCCUCCCGGCUGAAGGUGUUGACAAUGUGGCCUCAGACUGCUGCCUGAGGACCAGCAAGAAAAACAUCCCCAGCGCCUGGGUGAAGUCCUACAGGAUCCAGGGCCCCGAGACGGGAUGCCUGCUGCGUGCCGUCGUGUUCACCACUAAGAAGGAGAAGAAAAUCUGCUCCUCUCUCACCAGCCCAGCCAUCCAGAAGGUGAUCCGGAGGCUGGAGGACAAGCAGAAGAACCCCUCUCAGAAGCCUCGGCGUUUGUCUUUUGCUCAGCAAGAAGCUAGGAAAACUUCUACUCCUAAACUCAUUUCUGAUGUGGAUUAUACAGCUUUGAAAUCAGAGAUUAAGAUGUUGAAGUCAUCAUUGGGCUUUGAAAGGGAGACAGGAAAAACAUUAGGAAUCAGAGUGGAUCAACUUUUGAAUGAAAAUGAUGAACUUUUGAAUGAGAAUAACAAACUUGUGGCUGAAAAUGAUAAACUUGUGGCUGAAAAUGAUAAACUUGUGGCUGAAUAUGAUGAACUUUUGAAUGAAAGUGAGGAACUUAUGAAUGAGAAUAACAGACUUGUGGCUGAAAAUGAUAAACUUGUGGCUGAAAAUGAUAAACUUGUGAAUGAGAACAGUCGUCUUAAACAAUUACUGGAGAGGUUUAUUCACCUGUUAAAUAAAGCACGGCCUUCUGCUUCAGUUAAAAAGGAAUCCUGAGUGAACUGCAUGUGGACAGCUGGAGAACCACAAACCAACAGUCUGGAUUAAUAAUGCUAUGCUUAACCCUGGCCUUGAUGCACUCUCUUCUGGUUUAUAGCAAGGAGACCCAGGACGGCUGUGGUCCCAAGCGUAUGUCAAAUACACUGAAUUAUGGAAACACAUUCCACCAAGGAAAAGUUAAACUUAGAUACUGUGGUUGUGCAUGGAGCUGAGGUGUUUCACCGUGGCAUCUAACCAUGCAUUAUCACAGUAUAGCACAAGCACUGGAACAUCUCAAAACAAAAAGGACCGAAAUCUCUCUACUUUAGUUCUACAUGGAAACAAAAUAUUUUCCAAAGAUGAAUGGAGUUGGAACAAUUCUCUAAGAAUGGCUGAACUUCAAGCCACUUCUAGCCAGACAAUACAAGUCAGUUGCUGAAUAACUAAUGGAUCUACUUACAAUAGGCCACCUGAAAUUAAGACUGAUUAUAACAAAAUAACCAAACCAAAUUCUGAUUGCUGGCACAAUUUUACUUUCACCAAACCUAUAAUUGUGUACUGUCUUUUGGGGUUACAGAGGCACAGAAUUAUCAAUACUAAAACUUCUUCAUCAACUGCAAAGGCCUCUGCCCCCACAGAUAAUAUUUGGCCUUAUGUGAAGCUGACUCCUUGCAUCUUCAGCACAGGUCCUUAUAUAAUUAAAAAUGUGGGACAACAAUUUCUCUAUCAAGUGAUGGAAAGAGUAAAGAGAGAUGAAAAACACCCUUGGUGGGGCACUUUGGAUGGUCACCAGCUGGCACAGGAAUCUUCAACAAAAUGUUGCACCCUCUUUUUGUUUUGUUAAUAGUCAUUGUAUUAUGCUUUUAGUUUGUGUGUUAAACUCUGGAUCAUGAUGGAACAUUUAGUAUCCCCACACAAUGUACACACACACAAUAUUUGAGCUCUGGAACAGGCUGUCCAGGGGGGUUGUGGAGUCUCCUUUUCUGGAGAUAUCCAAGGCCCGUCUGGACGCCUACCUGGGCAGCCUGCUCUAAGGAGCCUGCUUUGGCAGGGGGGUUGGACCUGCUGAUCUCUCAAGAUCCCUUCCAACCCCUACAGUUCUGUGACACAAUUCUGUGAUAAACCUCCUCCUGAGAAUGUAUGUGGUAUUCCUGACAUAUUCCGAAUGUCAUGAAGCUUGAGUGACUAUAGUCACAGGGUGGAUUAUGUGAUAUAACUGCCCAAAGUAACUAGGAAAAUAAAACUAAUAUUCACAUUUUAAAGAAAAUGUACAGCACUGAAGAGGCUUUCAGGGUAGGGUGUAGCUGCAUUACCUGAGCAUUCCCAAGGCUUCCAACCUUAGAUGCUAUUGCACUGGGGGAACCUGGUGUGCUGACUCUAAGAAACAGUACAGAGCAUAGAGUGGAGUGGAGACACCACGGCUAGGCUCUGUACCAGGUGGGGCCUCGAUUGUUCUUGUGCACAACGAGACCAAUAAGCCGCACUUUUUUUACCCUGAGCCAAUGACCUGUCAUGAUUUGACAAAUGCUGCACUCUAGUGUACUUUUUCUCAUUAUAAUAUCAUUAUAAUACCAAAAAACACCUCCAUCCCAAAAGCUACCCGCCUCCAAAGUGCAACCACCGCUCAGUGAGCACAUGCUCUGAAUUUCUCAGAGCCUAUUCCAUUAAAUGGAGAUGGGAAAACUUUUCACCAAUCAUAACAAAGAUAUGCUUGACUAGAGUCACUCAAGCUCCACCAAAAAGAUAGAAAAUAAUAUAAAUUGGCCUAAGAGAGAGCAGAUGUUAGGGAAGAUGCCAUCGUCAGGGGAGAUACCAUCACAAGGGAAUACACCAUCCUGAGGACCUCCUGACUCCUGGGAUCAGUUGACUGGCCGAGCCUCUCCCCCUACCCUCCCCCUCCAUUGGGAUGACUUUUUAAUGUCUUCUGUCUUGGGGUGCCUUUUUAAUGUCUUGUUUCCAGGCUGUGCACUUCUGUAUUUUAUGCAAGCUAGCUUGCUUUUGAAGAUAGUAAAUUACUGCCGGCAAUCCAAAGAACCUGUGUACCUGUUGGUGUAAUAAAUUGCAUUUAACUGCACUGUUCUUA
Molecule: messenger RNA, 3049 nt
Organism: Anas platyrhynchos (mallard)
Lineage: Eukaryota; Metazoa; Chordata; Aves; Anseriformes; Anatidae
Biological process (GO): immune response
Cellular component (GO): extracellular region
Molecular function (GO): chemokine activity
Source: RefSeq, a predicted model, not a curated record